AUGGAGACAGCGAAAAUGUCAGGAAGGGUUGCUAAUGAGAACGCUGGCGACAAGCAGGAAGCCGUCGACCAGCCGGGUACAUACCUCGAACCCGAAGCCUACUCGCAGUUUACCGUGGGCCAGAAACGAGGCAUUGUGGCUAUGGGCUCUUUGGCUAGCUUUUUCUCGCCUUUGUCGUCGAGUAUCUACCUGCCCGCACUGACCACUAUCGCGCAUGCCUUGCACAUCUCGACAUCUCAAAUUAACUUGACUGUUACUACAUACCUGAUUAUGCAGGGUGUGGCCCCCAUGCUUAUCGCUGCUUUCUCAGAUACAGCUGGCCGUCGUCCUGCGUACAUCAUCUGCUUUACUGUAUAUCUCGCCGCCAACCUCGGUCUAGCUCUCCAGAAUAGCUAUGCUGUGCUUCUUAUUCUUCGAUGUUUGCAGAGUGCUGGCAGCAGUGGUACUGUGGCAAUGGCAAAUGGUUUGGUUGGAGACAUGAUCACAUCCUCGGAGCGUGGCUCAUACAUCGCCUUUGCUUCAAUCGGAAGUAUGCUGGGUCCAUCCCUAUCACCUAUCGUCGGAGGUCUUUUCAGUCAGUACACAAAUUGGCAUUGGAUUUUCUGGUUCCUUCUCAUCCUCGGAGGGGUCUUCUUUCUUUUACUCGUGCUGUUUUUACCUGAGACAUGUAGGAAGGUCGUUGGAGAUGGCUCCAUCCCACCGCCUCCGUUGAACAAUUCACUUUCAGAUACGAUUCGGUAUAGAAAGCGCAAGCGGAAUGGUCUCUUGCCGGACCCAGAGAAGGAAGCCGAGCUGCGGAGGAAUUACUCUCUUCGAUUCCCAUCUCCCCUUCCGACUAUGAAGGUCGUCCUGGAUAUUGAAACUUCGGUAAUAUUGCUUACAACAGGACUACUUUUCGCCGGAUUUUACGCCGUCAUCACCGGAGCUUCAACCUCCUUCCACGCCCUGUAUCACUUCAGCGACAUCAAAGCUUCCCUGAUGUAUCUUCCCAUUGGGGGAGGCGGCAUCGUCUCGGCAUUUACGACUGGGAAAAUAGUUGACUGGAACUAUCGACGACACGCAAAGAAAGCAGGUCUCUCUGUUAUGAAGAACGUACGUGCAGACAUCAGCAACUUCAACAUCGAAAGGGCAAGACUGGAAGUCGCGCUGCCACUUUACUACAUCAGCAAUCUAGGAAUCCUCGCAUACGGUUGGAUGCUGGGCCACAAAGUCAACUUGGCAGGCCCUGUCAUCCUCCUUUUCAUCAUAGGAUGGGCAAUCAUUGGCACAAAUCAAGUGCUGAAUGCACUGAUGGUUGAUCUGUGGCCUGGCAAAUCUGCCACUGCCACUGCGGCUAACAAUCUUUUCCGUUGUGAGCUCGGCGCAGCGGCUUCGGCUGCAAUUAGCCCUAUGGUUUCUGCAAUGGGGAAUGGUUGGGCUUAUACCACUCUGGCGCUAAUUUCAAUUGCUUUUUCGCCUUGCUUGUGGCUUACUGCACAUCAUGGGAUAAAAUGGCGGCAGAAAAGAAUGAAGAAGGAGGAAGAGAAACUGUCUCGUGACCAGGGCUAG
Molecule: messenger RNA, 1548 nt
Organism: Penicillium nucicola
Lineage: Eukaryota; Fungi; Ascomycota; Eurotiomycetes; Eurotiales; Aspergillaceae
Product: MFS transporter
Exons: 2
Coding region: 1-1548 (515 amino acids)
Biological process (GO): transmembrane transport
Molecular function (GO): transmembrane transporter activity
Source: RefSeq, a predicted model, not a curated record